AUCUCUUCUCGAUGAAUGAUUAUGAACAUAAGUGGUUUUGGUGUAGAUUGUUAGCGCCUCUUGAGGUGCCUAUUUGGUGGGUUCAAGAGCAAAAUGGACCUGCCUAUGAUAUCAAACUUUACAGCAACACUGGAUUUGAUGUUGUUAAGGUUUGGCAAGAGUUGGAAGGUCGGUAAUGGACAGAUUAGAGGUAGUGCAUUUCUGUUAGUGCAAGGCUGUAUUGCUUGGAUUGAAUUCCAAGUUAAUAUAUUGAUUAAACUCUUUUUUUUAUGUAGUUCUGUUGUACUCCGUAGUAUGUUAGCUAUUUAUUUGGGUUUAUAUUAAACAGUUGAUAAUCAAAUGGGAUAUCCGAACAUGACAUGUGGGGGACCAAUCUCCAACCCAUUUCUUUCUACCAACAGUUCUCGCCGUCUUAGCAAAUCCCCACCGCGUCCUCGGCAGUAGCCGCCGCCGCCACAGCCACCUUAUCACAGCCACCGCCUACCCCGAACCCGAAGUUUUCUUCUCCUACGAGGCUUGAUGGCGAGGCUUGUAGUGGAGGUUCUGGAAGCCAGCGAUCUGAUGCCCAAAGACGGGCAGGGCUCCGCAGAUCCGUAUGUAGAAGUUGAAUUUGACGGGCAGCGGAAGAAGACACAGACGAAGAGCAAGGAUCUCUGCCCGCGGUGGAACGAGAAGCUGGUUUUCAACAUCCAAAACCCCUCCCCUGGCUUGGGUGCCGAGAACAUUGAUGUGUACGUCUACAGUGAAGGAAAAAAUGGCCAAAACCCCAAGUUUCUCGGCAGGGUUGAGAUUUCUGGCAUCUCUGUUCCCUUUUCGGAGUCGGAAGCAGAAAUCCAGACAUACCCACUUGAUAAAAGGAGCAUUUUCUCUCAUAUUAAGGGCGAAAUCGCCUUGAGAGUCUAUGCUUUGCUGGGUCUAGGGGAUGAUAUGAAUCCUGACCAAGAUUUGGAUGUCGAGAACGAACCGCUGUUGAGCACUGGGGGUGACACCAUCGAAACCAGAGAUGUUCCUGUCCCUGUCCCUGUCCCUUCACCGCCACUGCAAGAAUUCAAAACUAAUUUGUGCCAGGACGAGACUGAAAUCGAGAAGAAGAAGGAGAAGAAGAAGAAGAAAAAGGAGCCACAAGUGAGGACAUUCUACUCCGUCGGUAGAGAUAGGGGUCCUCCCCCUCCCACUCCUCCUCCUCUUGAAAAGCCUGUAAUGGUCGAGCCCCGUGUUGAUUUCAUGAGAGCCGGACCGAUGCCACCAGGAUUAGUUCAUCAAAUGCAAGUGCCUCCGGGUCAGAGGCAGGAAUUCGGGUUGGUUGAGACCAAACCCCCAGUGGCCGCGAGAAUGGGGUAUUGGGGGAAGGAUAAGACCGCAACCACGUAUGAUUUGGUUGAGCAGAUGUACUUCCUGUACAUACAUGUGGUGAAGGCCAGAGAUUUGCCCGUGAUGGACCUCACCGGGAGUCUCGACCCCUACGUCGAACUCAGGGUGGGGAAUUACAGGGCCACCACGAGGCACUUUGAGAAGAACCAGAACCCGGUGUGGAAUGACACUUUUGCUUUUGCCAAGGAGAACAUGCAGUCUCAUAUCAUUGAGGUCACUGUGAAGGAUAAAGACUUCAUGAAAGAUGAUUUUGUUGGGAAGGUUGUGUUUGAUAUUAUGGAAAUUCCUCUCAGGGUUCCCCCCGACAGUCCCUUGGCUCCUCAAUGGUACAGACUGGUGGGUAAGAGGGGGGAGAGGGUGUAUCAGGGGGAGAUCAUGCUUGCGGUUUGGAUGGGAACGCAAGCCGAUGAGGUCUUUCCGGAUGCUCUACAUUCUGAUGCCUAUGGCAUCAGCCCGCACAGCCUGGCUAAUACGCGAUCAAAGGUAUAUUUCUCUCCCAGAUUGUUUUACCUGAGGGUACAAGUCAUCGGAGCUCAGGAUCUGAUCCCUGCGGAUAAAGGGCGAAUGCCCGAGGCAUUUGUAAAGGUACAACUUGGUCAUCAGUGGAGGGUCACUAGACCCUCUCAGAGACAGGUUAAUCCGAUGUGGAACGAGGAGAUCAUACUUGUGGCUUCCGAGCCCUUAGACGAGUUCCUUACAAUAGAUGUUGUUGAUAGAGUUGGACCCGGUAAAGAUGAAGUGAUUGGGAGAAUGAUGAUACCCGUGAGGGAGAUCCCGCCAAGGGCGGGAGAAACCACUAAACUCCCUCCUCCCAAGUGGUUCAACCUCAGGCCUUUUCUAGGAGGAGGAGGAGGAGGAGGUGAAGAUGAUAAGAAGAAAGAGAUGAGGUUCUCAAGCAAAAUCCACCUCCUCCUAUGCAUGGAUGUUGGCUACCACGUUCUUGACGAGUCAACUCAUUUUAGCAGCGAUCUCCAGCCUUCCUCCAAGCUCAUGAGGAAGCCUGGCAUUGGGAUUCUUGAGCUAGGCAUUCUGAAUGCCCAGAAUCUGCAUCCGAUGAAGGGCGGGAAAGAUGGCAGGCUCACGGAUGCGUAUUGCGUGGCCAAGUACGGGAACAAGUGGGUGCGGACAAGGACGGUGCUGAACAACCUGAAUCCCCGGUGGAACGAGCAGUACACGUGGGAAGUGUUCGACCCGUGCACGGUCAUAACGGUCGGUGUCUUUGACAAUUGCCAGAUCAACGGGAGAGAGGAUCCGAGAGACCAGAGGAUCGGCAAGGUGAGAAUCCGGCUCUCCACCCUGGAGACCGACCGGAUUUACACCCAUUUUUACCCCUUGCUAGUCCUCCAACCCCCGACCGGUUUGAAGAAGCACGGCGAACUCCACCUGGCCGUGAGGUUCACCUGCACUGCUUGGGUGAACAUGGUGGCGCAGUACGGAAGACCGUUGCUUCCCAAGAUGCAUUACCUGCAACCCAUCUCGGUGCGCCACAUCGAUUGGCUUCGCCACCAGGCGAUAGGUCUGGUGAGUGAGAGGCUGGGCAGGGCGGAGCCGCCUCUGAGAAGGGAGGUUGUGGAGUACAUGUUGGAUUCCAACUACAAUUCCUUCAGCCUGAGGAGGAGCAAGGCCAACUUCUUCCGCAUGAUGUCCCUACUCAACGGCAUCUCCGCCGCGUGCAGAUGGUACCACGGGAUCUGCUACUGGAGAAACCCGUUCACGACCAUCCUCGUCCACGUGCUCUUCCUGAUUCUGGUCUGCUACCCGGAGCUCAUCCUCCCAACCGUCUUCCUCUACUUGUUCGUCAUCGGGUUGUGGAACUACCGGUUCCGGCCGAGGAACCCUCCGGCGAUGGACGCGCGGAUGUCGCUGGCGGACGCCACUCACCCGGACGAGUUGGACGAGGAGUUCGACACGUUCCCGUCGUGCAGGCCGAUGGAGGUGGUGAGGAUGCGGUACGACAGGCUGCGGGUUGUGUCGGGGAAGGUGCAGUGCGUGAUGGGGGAUUUGGCGACCCAGGGGGAGAGAGCUCUGGCGAUUCUGAACUGGAGGGAUCCCAGGGCCACCGCCAUAUUCAUCAUCUUCGCGCUGAUUUUCGCGGUGGUUCUUUAUGUCACUCCGUUUCAAGUCAUUGCGCUCCUCGCCGGCCUCUACUCGCUCCGCCACCCGCGCUUUAGGAGCCGCCUCCCGUCCGUUCCCGUCAACUUCUUCAAGAGGUUGCCCUCAAAAUCUGACCAGCUUUUGUGAAGCAAGAAAAGAAGAAAAUAUGGUUGUAAUUAAUUAAUUAAUUAAAUUGCCUAUGGAAGGAAGGAAUCCCUUGCUGUACUAUUAUGAUUGUUAUUAAGCCUGUAGCGUAUAUGGAUUUGUAUUAGUAAAUGAGGAGUGGAAUAAAAACGGCAUAAACAU
Messenger RNA from Cuscuta campestris, 3771 nucleotides. NCBI's taxonomy places the organism in Eukaryota, Viridiplantae, Streptophyta, Magnoliopsida, Solanales, Convolvulaceae. The record is from the annotation of a GenBank genome assembly.